Molecule: messenger RNA, 2173 nt
Organism: Varanus komodoensis (Komodo dragon)
Lineage: Eukaryota; Metazoa; Chordata; Lepidosauria; Squamata; Varanidae
Gene: INHBE
Product: inhibin subunit beta E
Exons: 2
Coding region: 240-1322 (360 amino acids)
Biological process (GO): BMP signaling pathway; SMAD protein signal transduction
Cellular component (GO): extracellular region
Molecular function (GO): cytokine activity; growth factor activity; hormone activity
Source: RefSeq, a predicted model, not a curated record
GAGCAGAGAUCUCUGGAGCAAGAAGCACCUGCUUCACCUCCUGGCACUGGCAGCAGGUCCUAGUCCCCAGGAGGAGGGAAACGCACCGGGCCCAAGGCAGCCACCCACCCAUAAGGCGAAGAUGCAAGCACUCCGGACGUAGCAGCAGCACAGCUCCUGACCUCCGGGCACUAGCACCAGACGACGUGGCAAGCAAUCCUCCCGCCUUCCUCUUGCUGCCCACAGCCCCAAGCUUCUUCAUGGCUCCUGCUUCCUACAGCCUGCAGGGCAAGCGGUCUCCCCUGGCCACACUGGCUCUGCUAUGGGCAUCCUUGGCCUGGGUGGAAGGAAGGCCUGGCUGUCCGUCCUGUAAGAUGCCCCCUCUUGAGCCCAGCGCAGAGAAAGCCUUCCUGAUCGAAGUAGCCAAGCAGCAGAUCCUGGAGAAACUGAACCUGCGUGAGAGGCCCAACAUCACCCACCCUGUGCCACGUGCAGCUGUGGCCAACGCCCUGCGGCGCCUGCACAUGGGAAAAGCCCGAACAGAUGGGACCAGGCAUUUCUCUGGCUGGGACACCCCUGAGCCUGAUGAGCAGGGCUAUGAAAUGAUUAGUUUUGCAGAGACAGAAGCCUCUGGGCUACUACAGUUCCAGCUCACCCACUCCAAAGGCCAAGACAUGCACAUCCUUCAGGCCCAGCUGUGGCUAUAUCUCAAGGCCCACCGAAACAUCACCCUUCAGAUCUACUUGGCAGGGCCUCAGCGAGCAGCCCUGGUGGAGCAGCAGCUAGAGACCAAGGGAAGUGGCUGGCACACGUUCUCCCUCAUGCCAGCAAUACAGAGCUUCUUCAAGCGGGAGGAGAAGACUCUGCGCCUGGAGUUGCAGUGUGACGGCUGCCACCCCAAUGCCAUGUCUUUGGUGACUGCUCCCAGCAGCUCCCACCAGCCCUUUCUGGUGGUUAAAGCCAAGAUCCGGGAGACUGGCCAUCGGGUAGCCAAGCGCAGCCUCAGCUGUGACCAAAACUCUGACGUGUGCUGCCGAAAAGACUAUUACAUAGACUUCCAGGACAUUGGUUGGAAUGACUGGAUCUUUAAGCCAGAGGGUUAUCAGAUAAACUAUUGCAUGGGAGAAUGCCCCAUGCACCUGGCCGGUGCACCUGGGAUAGCAGCCUCCUUCCACACCACUGUCUUCAACUUGGUCAAAGCCAACAAUAUCCAGACUGCGGGUCGUUCUUGCUGUGUCCCCACCCAACGACGGGCCCUUUCUCUGCUCUACUUUGACCCAAACAGAAACCUCAUCAAAAUGGACAUUCCUGACAUGGUUGUUGAUGCUUGUGGCUGCAGCUAAGGACAAGGCAGUCACCAAGAACUGUGAAUGGCCAAAGUGGGGGACAUGGGAUAAAUUUCCUUCCAUCUGUAUUUGGACAUCUGUGAUGGUCCUGAUGCUCCAAUCCAAGUUGGGGUGGGUGGGAGGAUGGUGAGGACUCUUCUAGAGAGCAAUGGUGGCUUCUGCAAAGGAAAGCAAGAUGUAAUAGGAGGUAACCUUCUUGCCCCAAAAUAUAUGUGUCCCUGGUAAAGUGUACAGAGGGUGCUAGGUAGGGCUGCCAGCAGGAUCUUUGGGACUACGGACAUUAUUUAUAUUUCAGUCUGCCACUGGUGGUGGCUUCUUCCCUCCAAGUGGAUCUGUAGCUAAAUGGUAGAGCACAUGCUGUGCAGGUAGAAGGCUUCCAAGUUAGGCCAUGGGAGAAAGGUCAUCAAAACAUGCUCCUUGGGAGCAUGGCAGUCCACAGACACAGCACAUAAGGCUUCCUUCUACUUGUGAUGCUCCCAGAAUUCUCUUAGAGAAGACAAGAAAAUUAAUCACAGAAAUCCCGUAGAACUGACCAGCUGAAAACAAAAGGGCAGAGUUUGGGAUCCUUGUCCUGAAAGAUUAAUUUUAAUGACACAUGAUAUUAAUAUUCCCACUGCUGGUAUUCUUGUUUCCAUGGUUUUCCUUGAAGUCUGUGCCUCCAGGCAAACUGACCAGUGUUUUCUUGGGAAAGUAGUGGACUGAGCAUGCAGGAAAAGGAAAGGACUGAGGAUAGGAGGAUUCCUGCAUGCCCAGUUAGUCACACUAACAACAAAGGAGCCUUUGAUACCAUUAUGCCUUUUGUAUUUGUAAGUAUGUGUGUGUGAAUUUGUAUGUUGCAUCUAUGUUAA